AUGGCCGAGCAGAAUCUGGCGCUGCAGAUCUACCAGAGCGUUGUGGGAAUUGUUGGGAUCUGCGGCAACGGUUUGGUGUGUUUGGUGAUCGCCCGAGUCCGCUUCAUGCACACCCUGACCAACGCCUUCAUCUUCAACCAAGCCCUGAUUGAUCUGCUGGGGUCGUUACUGAUUUUGGUCAACAGUCUUGUGCCUGUCCCCGAUCCGAUACCACCGGGAACCAGCGGCGUGCUUCUCUGCAAGUUGUGGGUGUCCAACUUCUUCGUAUGGGGACUUUUCAUCGCGUCUACCUUCAAUCUAACGGCGUUGACUUUGGAGCGAUACCUAGCUAUAGUGUUCCCUUUCAGGUACCAAGUGCUGGCCACACGUGAGAAAUCCGUAGCCGUUAUAAUCGGGCUAUGGCUAUCGGCAUUUGUAUUCAAUAGUUACAGUUUAUUUAUUCGCUACUACGAAGCCGGUCAGUGUAGGCAGAGACUCGUGGCAAAUCCACUUGCUCUUGGUGUCGCUGUGUUUUCCGUCACAUAUUUGCUCCCUGUCGUCGUCAUGGUGUUCGUCUACACUCACAUCGCAGUGGUUCUGAAGAAGGGUGCUGGGAGAGUUCAGCCCAAACUGGCGGGCUUGACUCCGGGUCCGCCUCCCGGCACGGGAGUUGAGCCCACUGUGGCGACCGCGAAUGCUGGCGCCGGUGACCAGCAGCAGGGUGCCGGCCCGUCUGGCACCACGGCCCCCGAGGGCCGGGGAGAGUCGCUGAUGCGAGCUCGGCGCAACACCUUCAAGACCCUCUUGCUGGUUUCCGUGGCAUUCACCGUCUGCUGGACGCCCAACGAGGUCAUCUUCUUUCUCUUCAACCUCGGCGUAGACGUGGACUUCACUUCAGUCGUCUACAUCGUGUCAGUUGCUAUGGUUGCAUCCAACGGCUGCGUCAACCCUUUCAUCUACGCCAUCAAGUACAAGCAGUUCAGAAAGGCUCUUAAAGCACUUACCUGUGCAAAAAGUGGAACUGAUGUCGGGUCUUCACUGACCGCUACCAAUAACAAUCAAGAGUAA
Messenger RNA from Acanthaster planci (crown-of-thorns starfish), 1047 nucleotides. RefSeq names its product beta-3 adrenergic receptor-like. Gene Ontology annotation, cellular component: membrane. NCBI's taxonomy places the organism in Eukaryota, Metazoa, Echinodermata, Asteroidea, Valvatida, Acanthasteridae. Gene Ontology annotation, biological process: G protein-coupled receptor signaling pathway. Gene Ontology annotation, molecular function: G protein-coupled receptor activity. The record is from RefSeq and is a predicted model, not a curated record.